Messenger RNA from Verruconis gallopava, 1064 nucleotides. RefSeq lists its product as uncharacterized. NCBI's taxonomy places the organism in Eukaryota, Fungi, Ascomycota, Dothideomycetes, Venturiales, Sympoventuriaceae. The record is from RefSeq and is a predicted model, not a curated record. Gene Ontology annotation, cellular component: peroxisomal matrix. The transcript has 6 exons. Bases 123 to 962 code for a protein of 279 amino acids. Gene Ontology annotation, biological process: fatty acid beta-oxidation.
CAGCAUCGUCGAUUGAACGUAUGUUUUCUUGUUCUUGGGUUGGGCAAUUUUUCAAAUCCUUUUGAUUCUCUUGAAAGAACAUUAAUAGCACAGUUUUGACACUGGUCUAAACUUCCCCUGUGAUGGCCGUCAACAAGUACACCGAUAUAAUAGUGGAGAUCAAGGGACAGAUUGGCAUCAUCAAGUUAAAUCGUCCAAAAGCUCUCAAUUCAUUCGGAGGCAAUCUGAUUCCCGAAUGCGUUGCCGCAUUUCGAGAGUUGAACGCUCAUCCUGAUACUGUCUUCACAGUCUUGACUGGAGAAGGUCGCUUCUUCUCUGCGGGAGCAGAUGUAAAAGCGGUCGCGUCAAAGAAGGCACCUGUCUACAAGAACGAUGCAGAGAAGAAACUAUCAUUUCUCAUGACGGGAAUCACUAUGCCAGCUUUCGAACUGAUGCGAUCCAUCAUUGAUCAUAAGAAGGUCUUUGUCCUGGCGUUGAAUGGUCCUGCCGUGGGCGGAGGCGCCGCUUGGUUCGAAGGUCUCUCCGAUAUUUGCAUCGCCUCGGACGACUGCUGGCUUCAGGUCCCCUUCUCUGCCCUUGGACUUGUUCCAGAGUUCGGUUCCGCAAUCAACUGGGCACAGUCUGUUGGUAUCCACCGUGCGAAUGAGUACCUUAUGUUUGGACGCAAGAUUGAAGCAAAGGAAAUGAAAGAAUGGGGAAUGAUCUCUGAAAUUUUUCCUAAGGAAGGCUUUCACGAUAGGGUCGUGAAGUACCUAGAGGAACAGCUCGCGGUUAACGAUGGCAAGAGCAUGAUGGAAGUAAAGAGACUUCAAAAUGCUCCUCUGCGAGAUGCGAGGUUGAUCGCUGUGGUGAAUGCCGUCGACGCAUUGGCGGAGAGGUUCGUCGAGGAUGCCCCGAAGGCGCGGUUCGAGGCCAAACGAAGAGAACUGGAGGCAAAGAGCAAAGGAGUCUCCAAGCUAUAGCAUUGCUGAAUAUUCAUGUACUGAGUGCAUACUGCUGACUAAAAAUGGCCUUUAUUCAUGCUGAUUUUAACUAUGCAAAAUAGAUCGACUCUUUACAUUUUG